Acanthamoeba castellanii str. Neff is the source of this 1785-nucleotide messenger RNA. RefSeq names its product tRNA nucleotidyltransferase/poly(A) polymerase family domain containing protein. The transcript is spliced from 13 exons. The record is from RefSeq and is a predicted model, not a curated record. Gene Ontology annotation, biological process: tRNA 3'-terminal CCA addition. The coding region runs from base 1 to 1785 and encodes 594 amino acids. NCBI's taxonomy places the organism in Eukaryota, Discosea, Longamoebia, Acanthamoebidae. Gene Ontology annotation, molecular function: RNA binding; ATP:3'-cytidine-cytidine-tRNA adenylyltransferase activity.
AUGCCACGGCGCCUCGCCUACUCCACUACCCGUUCCUCCUCCCUUCCACUGCGGCUGCCCGGAAAGAGCAUCGCCGUGAGCGACGAGGAGCGAAGGAUCUUCGAAUACCUUGUCGAUGUGGUCAAGGCCAGCAACCUCAACUCCGAGCUGCGCGUUGCGGGCGGUUGGGUGAGAGACAAGCAGGAGAAGGUGGACUUGGACAUCGCUCUCAACAACAUGAUGGGCCAGGAGUUUGCCCGCUGGAUCUCGCGAUACAACAAACACCACAACCUGCCCACAUCCAAGAUCGGCAUCGUGCGGAUCAACCCCGCCAAGUCCAAGCACCUGGAGACGGCAGUGGUCUCUAUCUUCGGGCACUCGGUGGACUUGGUCAACCUGCGCACGGAGAGCUACCGCCCAGGCAGCCGAAUACCGACUGCCGUGGGGUUGGGCAGUCCGAAGCAGGACAGCUCUCGGCGUGACUUCACGAUCAACGCGCUCUAUUACAACAUCAGGGAGGAUCGCAUCGAAGACUACACGGGCCACGGCCUGGCUGACCUCGAGGCCGGCCUGCUACGCACGCCAGACGAGCCCCUCGCCACCUUGCUCGACGACCCGCUGCGAGUGCUGCGCGGAGUGCGGUUCAAGGCCAUGCUGGCGUUCCGCUUCGUCCCGGAGCUGGCCGAGGCCAUGCAACGACCUGAAGUCCACGAAGCGCUGAGGGCAAAGGUGAGUCGACAGCGCGUGGGCCUGGAGCUCAACAAGAUGCUCCGCCUGGACACCGAGAAGGCGCUCGACGCGCUCGAGCAGAUCGCUGCGCUGGACCUCCACGACGUAAUCUUCCCUCUGCCGCCCUACCUGCCCAGCAGCGCGGGCCAGGACGUCGACGUUGUUGGCAGCAGCCCCCAAGGCCAGCCGCCGCAGCGACGGCCCCUGCAAGACGCCACCGGCGAGGAGGUCAUCGUCGGCUCCUGGUCCCCGGAUCUCAAGCAAACCGCGCUGCGUUGUCUGCGCGAGCACUUCAGGCUGGUCAACGAGGCGCCGAAGGGCACUGAGCUCGUACAAGCCCUGCCAUCCGUGUCGGGAGGCAUGCCAGUCGGGAAUGGCCUCGCGCUGGCAUCCGCGUUCCUCAUGCCCGCCCUGCUCAACAACAUCGGCGCCAGCGACAGCAGCAUGGCGCACGCAACCGGGGCGGGCGACGUCGAUGACGUGGAACCGAACGGCGGGCGCGGCGAAGACGAGCUGAGCUAUCUGGAAAAUAACAGGAUCAGGGGCCACACGGAGGCCGUCUUCAAGCUGGGCCUCGCCCUUUCGAGUGAGCAGGCCAGCUGCGUCGCUGGCGUGCUGAUCGCGACCAAGCGCCUGCUCCCGCUCAUCGAGAAACUUGCGGCCGAGGUGGAAUCGGGGAGCGAGUCUCUGCCGCGCGUUCUGCACAACAACCGAGUGGAGCUGGGCAACUGGAUGCGCAGCAUCGAGCAGACGACGGGAGGCCACGCUUGGGAAACGGCUGCGCGUCUGGCCUUUGUUGCCCGGACGCACCUGCUCGGCUUGCCGCCUUCGCCUGGCAUUGAUGACGGCAACGCGUUCGUGCAGGCCAUGAAGGACUCUGGCCUGGUAUCGUUGAGCGGAAUCCCGCCCCUGCUUUCGGGUCGUGAGAUCAUGGAGAUCUUGCAGGUGAAGCCAAGCCCGUUUGUCGGCGAGGUCAAGGCCAAGCUGAUCUCCUGGCAGUUGGCCAACCUCGACCAGUCGACCAAGGACGCUGCCAUCGCCUACGUCAAGACGCUCAAACCCUCUUCUUCUUCUUGA